UUCGCAUCAGUAUUCACACUAUCUCUGUGGAUGUUUAAAGCAAAUUUCGUUGUCACGAUUUCGUUGUUAGAAGCGAUGGACCAACCUUGCAAAGUGGAAUUAGGUAAUAACUUAAUAUUGUAUGCUUAGAGCUUAGAGCUUAGAGCUUAGAGCCUAGAGGGCAGGCAUAUUGAAAUGGAGGAGAAUAGAAUGGGAGACUGCAGGCAUCCCCGUGUGAUACUGAAAAACUUCGUGUCGGUGGAGGAAUGCAAGGAAUUGGAGUUCAUACACAAGAGCUGCUGUACGGUGGGGUACAGACCCAAUGUGUUCUCAACCACUCUCUCUCAUCUCAUCGCCACUCGCUCUCCCCACUUGAUUCUGCCGUUUGUUCCAAUCAGAGAGCGGCUCAAAGAGAAAUUGGAGGAGUGCUUUGGGUGUGAGUAUGAACUCUUCAUUGAAUUCACCGGUUUGAUCAGCUGGACUAGAGGAGCGAGCAUUGGAUGGCAUAGUGAUGAUAACAGGCCCUAUCUCAAACAGCGGGACUUUGCGGCAGUUUGUUAUUUGAAUAGCUAUGGAAAGGAUUUCAAAGGUGGACUCUUUCACUUCCAGGAUGGGGAUCCCACAACCAUUGUGCCUUUGGCUGGAGAUGUUGUGAUGUACACAGCUGACUGCCGCAACAUUCAUUCUGUUGAUGAGAUAACUGAUGGUGAAAGGCUGACCCUAACUCUAUGGUUCAGUCGAGAUUGUUCCCAUGAUGAGGACGCUAAACUUGUUUCCCUUCUCUCUCAAAGCCAAUUACACAGUUCAAAUAAUGAGCCUGAUUCAUACCUUCCUUUGCCAGCAUCUAGUAGUAUGUACUGGUUUUCGCCAGACCAUAUUUCUCAGCACCAAUCAGGAUUCAAUAUAUGCUGGGCAAGAAUGCACAUUCUAGGAUACAAUCUUUUCUCUCCUCAGGAUAAGAGUUGUUUUUCAGCAUUAGAUUCAUCUUGUGAUUUCUCAGAACGACUGAUGGAGCAACUGCAACUAGCAAGAGGAGAUGAGUUGUUUGACCAGGAAUUUGUCAACAUUUUGCAUGUUCUUCAGGUGGUACAGUUUUACAGUUGGAAAGCCUCAAAGUUGCAGACUUCAAAAGUUGAAAGGGAAACUGAAAAUUUGGUAGUGAAAUUAUCAGAGUCACAAAGAGAGAAAAUCAACAGCUUAAGAACUACAUUCUUAAAUGAUCAACAACUGGCAGAGACGGUGUUGGGUACAAGUUGUGGUGAGAGCAGGCAGCAUUCCUUUCAAUGGGUCAGUUUCUCUGCUGCAGUUGGUGCAUGGGAAGUUUAUACCCGUGAGUUAAGAAAAGAGCUAGUUCUGAGCUUACCAUAUUGGAUAAACCAUCAAGCUAUUUUCUCUGUGCCAUUUGAUGGGUCUUGAGAAAGAUCGAAGUAGCAUAUAUUUCAUUUUAGCUCCUCAAACCAAAGCAGCCUGAAUCUGGCCUUUUAUUUAUAGCAAAAUCUGUCCGGUUGUUUUGAACCGGAUGUUGUCUUGCAUCAAAA
Vitis riparia (riverbank grape) is the source of this 1517-nucleotide messenger RNA. RefSeq lists its product as uncharacterized. NCBI's taxonomy places the organism in Eukaryota, Viridiplantae, Streptophyta, Magnoliopsida, Vitales, Vitaceae. Gene Ontology annotation, molecular function: iron ion binding; L-ascorbic acid binding; oxidoreductase activity, acting on paired donors, with incorporation or reduction of molecular oxygen. The record is from RefSeq and is a predicted model, not a curated record. Gene Ontology annotation, biological process: collagen metabolic process. The transcript is spliced from 8 exons. The coding region runs from base 175 to 1395 and encodes 406 amino acids.